CGAGAAGAACUCCACCUUGCCCGGGAUGGAGCGCGUCCACGUGCGGUGCGCGGCCACGGCCCGCGAGUCCAGUGCGCGAUGUCCGCGGGAGAAGUUCCGCCCGCUCGGAGCCGGUCGCUGCAGAGCCGAGAUCCUCUCAAAAGUUCACUCGGCUACACUGGCGUCCGCAGGACCGUCUCGUCGCGCCCUUUCCUCUCCGCCCAUCAGUCCCCGAGCGAAGGUGCGGCGACCCGACCGUCACAGAGUGCCGGGGCUGCGCGCCGGAGCCCGCUGUUCUCCCGCCCUCCUCGCCAUCUUGCGCGCUCACAGCCCGUUCUCCUGCUGGACAAGUUCGCACUCGCGCGGCUCGGCGGCGCGCGGACGGACCCUCAUCGCCGAGUGGAGUCGCUCGCGGGACGGAGCGGGAAGAGGAGGAGGAGGAAGAGGAGGAGGCCGAAGGGCGGAGGGCGGAAGGCGGAGCGACGCCGCCAGCAGCGCAGCGCAGCGCAUCGCAGCGCAGCGCGCACCGGACUCGAGCCUCAAGAGUUCCUGCGGCCUCACGCGUGUGGCUGAGGGAGGACCACGGACCGCGUGGACAUGGAAGCACUGGCUGCGACUUGGUUACUCGUUAAUUUGCAGUACAUCUGACACAAGCAGCACUUAGAAGAUCAUUUGUG
This is a messenger RNA of Scleropages formosus (Asian bonytongue), 656 nucleotides long. RefSeq lists its product as uncharacterized. The record is from RefSeq and is a predicted model, not a curated record. The transcript has 2 exons. The coding region runs from base 26 to 643 and encodes 205 amino acids. Lineage: Eukaryota; Metazoa; Chordata; Actinopteri; Osteoglossiformes; Osteoglossidae.